Sitodiplosis mosellana (orange wheat blossom midge) is the source of this 2351-nucleotide messenger RNA. RefSeq lists its product as uncharacterized. Lineage: Eukaryota; Metazoa; Arthropoda; Insecta; Diptera; Cecidomyiidae. The transcript has 2 exons. Gene Ontology annotation, molecular function: protein binding. The record is from RefSeq and is a predicted model, not a curated record. The coding region runs from base 752 to 2266 and encodes 504 amino acids.
AUGGGAGUUUUUUUUAGCAAUCUCAAUCGCUUGCUUUUUACCUAUCGCUCAAAUGCAUAAGUUCAAUUCAAAUAUAUGUAAAUUGAUCUCUUUGCAAAUGAGUCAAUCGUGUCAAGUCACAAGAAUGUACGAUGUAUGUGUGUUGGCACUUGUUUUACAUUUCGCUGCAGUGAAAGCAUGGUGCAAUUAUAAACGUACGGAACACUAGGCGCAACCGGAAAACGAUAUGAUAUAUUGAUAUUUACGCAUAAACAUUAGUUAAAAAUCCAUUAACGAAAAUUGUUUAAUAUAAAAUCGCAAAAAUGCCAUUUGUUUGGGAUGAUUUUGAAUGGAAAUUAGUUGAUGAUGAUGAGCCAUACGACAGAGAACGAUUCGUUGUGGUAAGAACCCUACAUAUUGAAAUAAACAAAUGCCGAAAUACUUUUGACUGGCAAUGGGGUUUGCAGAAAAGUCACGACUACACUUUGCCCAUUCCAGAAUUUUCGGUGAAUGAAAUUCGUCGGCACACCAGAAAAUUCGGUGACAUCAAGGUGCGGAAAUAGUACGAAAUUUCAAAAAUGCCGCGUAUUUUAGUUACAAAAUAAACUCCACUUUACAUUGAUUUGCUAUAUACCUCAGUGGCGCUAGUAUCGUGAAUGGGAGAAAUUGACAGCUCUUCUUCCGAAACCUGGGUGACAUCGAAUCGAUUGAAAUAUUGUCAAAUAAGACAUCGGCGCAUGUGAAAUUUUCCAGCGAUCAUAAUUCGUAUUUGAUGCAAUUACAACAUGAUUUUGAUGUGCAGAUGAAGAGAAAGCAACCGUUUAAAGUUCGUCCGGCGGAUUCAUGGAAACAACCAUCAGAAAAUAUUGAUCAACCACCGACACACGAUUUGGACAACGUUGAACAAACGUCAGAAAUAUUCACCUUGAACGAAGACUGUCUGUUGCGUGUAUGCAAAUUCCUGGAUCUCGACUCGCUCGUCAAUUUGGCCGAUGUGUGCAAAAUGUUCAAGCGAUUAUUGGAUGAGCGAUGUUUCCCGCUUAUUCGGACAUUCAAAUUCAUUAACCAGAACAAAUACGACUGUAACAAUAAUUACGAUCCACUCCUGUUCUCAACGACAUUGGUGAAGAUGCGUCGAGCGUUACGUUGCAUUGGUCCUUACAUCACCGAUCUCACCGUUGAAAGCAAUUGGGAUGACCUAGUAUAUGGUUUGCAAGAUACGAUGUUCGCACACGAUAUUGUCACUAGAUUUUUGGAAGUAUUGCGCGAUAACAUUGGAACCAACGUUCGAACAGCACGCUUGUCUGGCUUUUUCAUCAGUGAAGAUCGUCGAAUCGCAAUAGUUGCACCAAUUCUUCGUGGUUUGGAGGUCUUAGUAUUUGGCAGUUACUUAAUGGGCUAUGCAGCAUAUACGCAUAAGAUCGAUUUCCAAACCAUGUGCCCAGAUUUGAUAGACUUUGAACUGAAGGGAAAUGUGACAAUGCCUCAGUGUGACAAACCAUGGAAAAAUUUGCGACGUUUCGCCGUCAUCGAAAGUAUUCUGCAUGAUUACAGACACGAGCUUCAAUUAUAUUUUCAAUGGAAUCUACAGUUAACGUGCCUGGAAUUUGUGGCGGCUAAUGAGAAGAAGCGAUUUACUCCGUUGAUGAUGGCAGUCAAACACUUACGUAUGGUGGAAAAAAUUAGCAUAUCGAGCUCAGUAGAAGAUGAAUUUGACGAUCCCAUAAAUAGCCAGGACAUCAACAGUUUGCAUGCUUUUCAAUAUUUAACGGAAAUCAGUCUGAUCGAUUUGCAUCAUGAGCAUCUGAAGAGCAUUGUCGAGUGUUUGGCUACAUUUGAUGGGCUACGGAAAAUACAUCUGGAGAGAUUUAAUGGUGGUGAUAUCGAAGGUGAACAAUACUAUGAACAGUCUUUGGUUGUAUUGGCCAAACAGUUUCCACAUUUGGAACAUUUUCGUCUGCAUCGUGUGACGAUAAGCCAAGUAAAUUUGAUUGAAUUUGUUCGAUUCGCCAGUCAGUGGAAGUCACUUACACUCGAUCAUUGUAAAAUAAACUUUUCCGACGAAUUGAUUCAAAAAUUGGCCAACGUGUUGGAAUGCAAUCGACAAAAGCCCAGCAACGCUUUGCUAUUGGAACUAGGCCAGGCCAAUCGUCGUGAAGAUGAGUUCAAGCAUUUGACUGAGAUUGAGAGUGAGUCGGUGCGACAAUACCUCCAAAUAAAGUCGAAAUUUUAUGAGCAUGAUUGUGACAGCCCUCUAUGCCCAUGGUGCAACGUGCCAGUCUUUUAAGCAUUGGAAGGCUGUACCACUACCUUUACAUACCUCAGCAAAUGCACCACACAUAUGAAAUGAAUAAAAACCGAUACAAAUGUAA